Brassica oleracea var. oleracea is the source of this 921-nucleotide messenger RNA. RefSeq names its product rRNA-processing protein UTP23 homolog. Gene Ontology annotation, cellular component: nucleolus; small-subunit processome. The record is from RefSeq and is a predicted model, not a curated record. Lineage: Eukaryota; Viridiplantae; Streptophyta; Magnoliopsida; Brassicales; Brassicaceae. Gene Ontology annotation, molecular function: small ribosomal subunit rRNA binding.
AUGAGAGUGAAGAGGCAGAAGAAGAACAGGAGAACAGUGAGAUUCUUCACCGUCUGUUUCGGUUUCCGACAACCCUUCAAAGUUCUAUGUGACGGCACUUUCGUCCACCACCUCGUUUCUAAAGAUAUCACUCCCGCCGACGCUGCUGUCUCCGCUCCCGUCAAGCUCUUCACCACCAGGUGUGUGCUUGCGGAGUUGCAGAAACUGGGUAAAGAUUACUCCGAGUCUCUCGAGGCUGCUCAGAUGCUUAGCACAGCAACAUGUGAGCACGAGGAGGCAAAACCAGCAGACGAGUGUUUGUCAGAGGUACUCGGAAUCAAAAACUCAGAGCAUUUCUUUCUCGGUACUCAGGAUUUCGAGUUUAGGAAAAAGCUUCAGCAGGAGUCUAUCGUUCCACUAUUGUGUGGUCUUAAUAACAGUCUGCAGAUCGAUCAACCUUCUGAUUUCCAACGCGAGACAGCCAAAGACUCUGAAAGAAAGCGGUUACCAAUGGAGAAAAGGAUGUUGGAGAAACAGACUGCAAGAAUCUUAGCUUCUAAUAGAGGAGAAGGAACAGUUGAAGACGAACAAUGGGAAACGCCCCGAGUUGUCAGUACAAGAAAUGGACUCGGUGUGAAGGAUAAGCCUCAAUUCAAACGAAAUAGAGCAAAGGGUCCAAACCCACUGUCAUGCAUGAAGAAAAAGAAGGUGAACGAUACCAAGAGGCCUCAAUCUAAAUCCAAAGCUGAACAUAAAGCUGGUGGACAAGAGGAAAAGAACGGUGAAAGCGGUUUAAAGAAGAGGACAAGAAAACGAUCAAAGAAAGGAAAAUCUGGUCAGGAGAUAACCGAAUGAAAACAGUUGUUUCUAGUGACAUCUACCAAAACACUCACCAAAAACGUGGUGCUGUUUUCUUUGGUACUGCACACCGUUUUUAAUCAA